AUGAGCUCGGGGGGCGCGGCCGCGGCCGCUAACUCGGCGCCGUCCGCGCAGGAGGAGGGCAUGACGUGGUGGUACCGCUGGCUGUGCCGCCUGUCGGGGGUGCUGGGGGCCGUGUCCUGUGCCAUCUCUGGCCUCUUCAACUGCAUCACGAUCCACCCUCUGAACAUCGCUGCUGGUGUGUGGAUGAUCAUGAACGCCUGUGUCCUGCUGGUGUGUGAGGCGCCCUUCUGCUGCCCCUUCAUCGAGUUCGCCAACACAGUGGCCGAGUGGCUGGAUCGGCGGCACGCCUGGCAGAAGGCCGUGUUCUACUGCGGGAUGGCUGUGGUCCCCAUCAUCAUCAGCCUGACCCUCACCACUCUGCUGGGCAAUGCCAUUGCCUUCGCCACUGGAGCACUAUACGGGCUCGCUGCCCUAGGCAAGAAGGGCGAUGCAGUGUCUUAUGCACGGCUGCAGCAGCAGAAGCAGCAGCAGGCCGAGGAGGUGCUUCCAGAGCCCCUGGAGGGGGAGCUGUGAGCCUGAAACCUGCCUGCUCAACACCAGCUUCAUAGCCCUGUGGGCUUCCUGGAGGAAGAGUGCUCCUCCCCUGCACUCCCAGGACCUGGCUGCUUGAGGUGCUGUGUAUGAUCCCCUCACCCCAGCAGCCUGGAAGUGCCCACUCAGGACUUCUUGGCCGGACUCAGCUGGAUCCUGGGCUGAACUCCAGAUUAGGGCUGACUUGGGUUGGGAGCCCUUGGCUGGGUCCAGGUCUCUGAGUUGGACCCACUCACUCCAUAGUGCUCUCUGGCUGCUCCU
This is a messenger RNA of Suncus etruscus (white-toothed pygmy shrew), 792 nucleotides long. RefSeq names its product calcium channel flower domain containing 1 (gene CACFD1). Gene Ontology annotation, cellular component: membrane. Lineage: Eukaryota; Metazoa; Chordata; Mammalia; Eulipotyphla; Soricidae. The transcript is spliced from 5 exons. The record is from RefSeq and is a predicted model, not a curated record. The coding region runs from base 1 to 513 and encodes 170 amino acids. Gene Ontology annotation, biological process: vesicle-mediated transport.